CUGUCACUCCUGUCAUAGUUUUCCACGAGACACAGUACGAGACUUUGAGGACACAUUGCCACUGUGAAGAUGUUGACUCUUUUAGUUUUUGCUUUUACAGUUCAUUAUUUUACACUGGCAACUGUUGUUCAAGAUUUUAAUCAUGUUGAGAGAUGUAAGGACUCCCUGUAUAUGGGGACUCCACCACGAGGGAUCAUCGGAACCAGACUGAAGAAGAUAUGCCAGCGAUACGCAGACAAACCUCGAUAUGUCACCCUGUACGAUCCUCAAAAACGGAUCCCAGUUUACUCAGCUUACACUUUCAAGAAAACGGAGGGAGACAGGCGUGUGGACUACCCUUGGAUGUAUGAACCACAGCUGGCAGAGCUUGAUGGAAAUGGAAACAUGUUGCCCUUCCCCACUGGCUACCUCCAUAUGAAGUUUGAGGACAGCCAGGCAGUGUUAGAUGACUACUCUGACGUGGUUCUUUAUGAAAGAGGUCACCUGAACCCAGACCAGCACCAGUCCACGCCACAUGACCGGGCUGCCACUUACACCCUGACUAACGUGGUCCCGGAGAUACGCGAGUUCAACAUCGGGCCUUGGCGCGAGUACGAGGAGCGAAUCCGGGUGCGCCUCAACAACUUCUGCCGUGGCACGGCCUACAUAGUCACUGGAGUGACCACUAGGGGUAACAUGAUCCGUCGCAACAACCAGGACCGCGUGGCAAUUCCUGAGGAUGUGUGGUCCGCUUAUUGCUGCACUGACUAUGACCGUAACGCGCCCCAUGACGUGCGCAUCCGCUUCCCAUCCCACGCUGCCUUAGCCAAGAACGCCAAAGAGGGCAACAGCGUUCACGAGAUGCCAGUGCAAGAGCUCGAAAUCUUUUUGAAAAAUAACUUAGAUGUUGAUCAGAACCUCCAGAUCUUUUAUGACAACUGCAUUUCUCCCUCACCUCUUCCUCUUUACCUACAACACACUAUCUGAGAGCUCUUUUGUUUUUGGUUGGCAGGGGGCAUAUUUAGGCUGUUUUGCUAAACCCGAUUAAAAAAUAUAUGAAGCAUUUUUUUCAUAGUUCUCUACUUAGUAAAAAAAAAUAUGAUAAUGCUAAAAGAAUUGUUUUUGCCUUUUGAUGUAACAAAUGCAUGUUUCUCCAAGUAUUGACGCAAUUUGCAGGGCACCAACUUUGUUGAGCGAGGGAUUGUAAUAAUGUUGUUUGGAGGCCAGAAGAGUUAAACUUACUUAAUAAAAUAUCCAAAUUUA
Molecule: messenger RNA, 1242 nt
Organism: Melanotaenia boesemani (Boeseman's rainbowfish)
Lineage: Eukaryota; Metazoa; Chordata; Actinopteri; Atheriniformes; Melanotaeniidae
Product: endonuclease domain-containing 1 protein
Exons: 2
Coding region: 70-966 (298 amino acids)
Molecular function (GO): metal ion binding; hydrolase activity; nucleic acid binding
Source: RefSeq, a predicted model, not a curated record